Messenger RNA from Chelonoidis abingdonii (Abingdon island giant tortoise), 15403 nucleotides. It is a transcript of the gene AGO3, whose product is annotated as argonaute RISC catalytic component 3. Gene Ontology annotation, molecular function: RNA binding; protein binding. Gene Ontology annotation, biological process: regulatory ncRNA-mediated gene silencing; regulation of stem cell proliferation. The record is from RefSeq and is a predicted model, not a curated record. NCBI's taxonomy places the organism in Eukaryota, Metazoa, Chordata, Testudines, Testudinidae.
CGCCCGGCCCUGUGGGGAGAGGCAGGAUCCUGAGCCGCAGCCUGAGAACGGCCGCCCCCAGCUCCAUGAAUGGAAAUCGGCAGCGCAGGACCCAUCGGGGCACAGCCCCUUCUUAUGGUGCCCAGACGUCCCGGCUAUGGCACCAUGGGCAAACCUAUUAAAUUGCUGGCCAACUGCUUCCAAGUUGAAAUCCCAAAGAUUGAUGUCUACCUCUAUGAGGUGGAUAUUAAACCAGAUAAGUGUCCUCGCAGGGUGAACAGGGAGGUGGUGGACUCCAUGGUGCAGCAUUUUAAAGUGACAAUAUUUGGGGACCGUAGACCAGUUUAUGAUGGGAAGAGAAGCCUUUAUACUGCCAAUCCACUCCCUGUAGCAACCACUGGGGUAGAUUUGGAUGUAACAUUACCAGGAGAAGGUGGAAAAGAUCGUCCCUUCAAGGUGUCAAUAAAGUUUGUUUCUCGGGUGAGCUGGCACUUGCUGCAUGAAGUUUUGACAGGAAGAACCUUGCCUGAGCCUCUGGAACUAGACAAACCAAUCAGCACUAACCCUGUUCAUGCUGUUGAUGUGGUGCUACGACACCUACCCUCCAUGAAGUAUACCCCUGUGGGCCGCUCCUUUUUCUCAGCUCCAGAGGGCUAUGAUCACCCUUUGGGAGGGGGCAGGGAAGUAUGGUUUGGAUUCCAUCAGUCUGUUCGGCCUGCCAUGUGGAAAAUGAUGCUUAAUAUUGAUGUUUCUGCCACUGCCUUCUACAAAGCACAACCUGUAAUUCAGUUCAUGUGUGAAGUUCUCGACAUUCAUAACAUUGAUGAACAACCGAGACCUCUGACUGAUUCUCAUCGGGUAAAAUUCACCAAAGAGAUAAAGGAAUGCAGCAUGUCUAACUGUACAGUGAGCAGCUGUCACUCUACUUCACCAACACAUCUCAGUCAUUGUAAUAGAAAUAGCCACUGUAAGAAAACACUGCAAGGUCUGAAGGUUGAAGUGACUCACUGUGGAACAAUGAGACGGAAAUACCGUGUUUGUAAUGUAACAAGGAGACCUGCCAGUCAUCAAACCUUCCCUUUACAGUUAGAAAAUGGCCAGACAGUUGAGAGAACAGUAGCACAGUACUUCAGAGAGAAGUAUAACCUCCAGCUGAAAUAUCCUCAUCUUCCUUGUCUACAAGUGGGACAGGAGCAGAAACAUACCUACCUGCCUCUAGAAGUAUGUAACAUUGUGGCAGGCCAGCGAUGUAUCAAGAAGCUAACAGACAAUCAGACAUCAACUAUGAUAAAAGCAACAGCAAGAUCUGCCCCAGAUAGACAAGAGGAAAUUAGCAGAUUGGUAAGAAGUGCAAAUUAUGAUGCAGAUCCAUUUGUUCAAGAGUUUCAGUUUAAAGUUCGGGAUGAGAUGGCCCAUGUGACGGGGCGCGUGCUUCCAGCUCCAAUGUUGCAGUAUGGAGGACGGAAUCGAACAGUGGCAACCCCAAGCCAUGGCGUAUGGGAUAUGCGAGGGAAACAGUUUCACACUGGUGUUGAGAUCAAAAUGUGGGCCAUAGCUUGCUUUGCAACGCAGAGACAAUGCAGAGAAGAAAUACUGAAGGGUUUCACAGACCAGCUACGCAAGAUUUCUAAGGAUGCAGGGAUGCCAAUCCAAGGCCAGCCAUGUUUUUGCAAAUAUGCACAGGGUGCGGACAGCGUGGAGCCAAUGUUCCGACACCUUAAAAACACCUAUUCGGGACUCCAGCUCAUCAUUGUCAUCCUGCCAGGGAAAACACCUGUGUAUGCGGAGGUGAAACGUGUGGGAGAUACGCUGUUGGGGAUGGCCACGCAGUGCGUUCAAGUCAAGAAUGUCAUAAAAACAUCUCCUCAGACUCUCUCAAACCUGUGCCUAAAGAUUAAUGUUAAAUUAGGAGGAAUCAACAACAUUCUUGUACCUCAUCAACGACCUUCUGUGUUCCAACAACCAGUGAUCUUCUUGGGAGCAGAUGUCACUCAUCCACCUGCUGGGGAUGGAAAGAAGCCUUCCAUUGCUGCUGUUGUAGGUAGUAUGGAUGCUCAUCCAAGCAGGUAUUGUGCCACAGUGAGAGUUCAAAGGCCUCGGCAGGAGAUUAUCCAAGAUUUGGCCUCCAUGGUAAGAGAACUUCUCAUCCAGUUUUACAAGUCAACGCGAUUCAAGCCCACACGUAUCAUCUUCUACAGGGAUGGGGUUUCUGAAGGACAGUUUCGACAGGUGUUGUAUUAUGAGCUGCUGGCAAUUAGAGAGGCGUGCAUCAGUCUGGAGAAAGAUUACCAGCCAGGAAUAACCUACAUCGUAGUACAGAAACGACACCACACACGAUUGUUCUGUGCAGACAGAACUGAAAGGGUUGGAAGAAGUGGGAACAUUCCAGCUGGAACAACUGUAGAUACAGAUAUUACACACCCAUACGAGUUUGAUUUUUACCUCUGUAGCCAUGCUGGAAUACAGGGUACCAGCCGUCCCUCACACUAUCAUGUUUUGUGGGAUGAUAACUGUUUUACUGCAGAUGAACUUCAGCUGCUGACUUACCAGCUCUGCCACACAUAUGUGCGUUGCACACGAUCUGUUUCUAUACCUGCACCAGCGUAUUAUGCUCACCUGGUAGCAUUCAGAGCACGAUACCAUCUUGUGGACAAAGAACAUGACAGUGCUGAAGGAAGCCAUGUUUCAGGACAAAGCAAUGGGAGAGACCCACAGGCCCUUGCUAAGGCUGUACAGAUUCACCAAGACACCUUACGCACCAUGUACUUCGCUUAAAUAAAUCAAUAAAAUCGGAGCAUACUCACUGAAAGGAAGAACUGAAAAAUUAAGCCACAUACAAUGUAUGUUUCCGGUAGGGUCAGUUUAUGGGGUGCGCCUCCGAUCACGCUGAAGCCGACACUGUGCAGGGGCAAGGGGCUAAUCCUUAAAUUGACAUGUGAAGGAUUGUUUACUUCAUUGAGGAACACAGCACUAUUAUGCAAUAUGAAACCAGCCAACUGCUUUUUUGGGGCGAUCUUCUGUAGGAAGUGCCGUCGUCAUCAGUUACUUUUUUUUAUUUCUUGUAGCCUAACCCUUUUAUGCCUUUACCUCAAGUUGCUCGGCAGCACAACUAUCUUUGCAAAAAAAAGUUAAUGAUGUAGUUUAAAAAAAAACACAAACAACCUAUGGAACAAUCACAAUGAUUGUUGAGGGGGGAAGUGUGCAAAAAAUAGCCUUUUUCUUUUUACCCCAAUGCAUUGAGGAGGCUUUCUCUCAAUAUUGCCAUCAGCAUUUGAAUGGGAACAUAUCCAAGUACAUUUCAAUGUACAGCACUAAUUAGAAAAAAUUAGGGGAAGGGUUUUGCACACAUUAGUCCAUUAAUCUGAACAUAAUUUAGCCAACUGCUGCCUUUGUGUCUUUCUUCACAGUUUGGAGUCCUCAACUCCAAUAGUUCCCUUUAAAAAAGCUAGUGGUAUCUGUGCGGCAGUAGUGAUCCCAAACUCUUUUUGCUCCCUGGUGAGUUUACUAAAGCUGCUGUUUUACCUUAUCCAGAAGUUUCAACUAAUUCUCUAUCUGGCAAGUCGUAAAUAUAUUUUGAGCUUCAUGCAAGAUCAGAUGUUCCUUGUUUUAUGGGGUUACACAUAGUAAACACCAGAAAUGAAACUUUAGAGUUGAGGUCUUUAUUUGCUAGUUUACUUGCUGCCUCUCACACCUUAAUGUGAUUUCAUAUAUAUGUGUGUGUUUGAAGUUUAGCUUCUUUUUCUUAUAUUUAUUAGAAUAAUAAUGCUUUAAUUUAAUUAUUACAGAACAUAUGGGCAACAUCAAUUUUUAUUUUUAGAAAUGUAACCAUGUUUAUUUUAAAAAACAAACAAACUGACAACUUGUUUUUGCUAUCUUUUAGUGCAAUAAGCCGUUCUAAAGGAAAAAUGUGUCCGUUUAGCUGUAUUAAAGCGGCGUUUGUACCACUAACUGUGGGAGAAUGGACACCUCCACAAUUUUCAAAGGACAAAGUAAAAGCCUUAAUUUCAAAAGGAAAGUUUUAUAGUCAUCAGGAGUCAAACAUGUUCCUUUUCUAAAUCAAACCAGCUAAGAACAGCAAAACCUAUGCUUCUAGGAUUCUGCAAGCUUUAAUAUUGGCAAUCAGUGCAGUAUUUUGAUUUAACAAAGGAAUUGUGACAUUUUGGGGUUAAGAGACUGAAGACUUUUCAUUGAAGAUCCAAGUUUUCAGAUGCUAUCUUUAAUGUAGCUGACAUUAAUCAUAAAAAUGUCUUAAGAAGUUAAUGAAGUUCUUAAGCAUUUUUGCUUAUUUCAUUAUAUGUGGCUUUCCUUUUAAAAUUAAGGUGUUGGUGGCUUCAUUUCACUUUACAAAUAAGUUAAGAGGGCUGGGAUAAUUUUAACAAGUUAAAUCACUGAAAUGUGAAACAAAACAUUAAUGGGACUUUUGUUCAUUCCACUUUAAAGUUAAAACAAGUAUUUUAAAGAUGAUAGAGAUGAGCAUGUAUUCAGUACAUCUGGGCAUCGGGGAGUUUUGCACUUUGUAACCUCGUGAACUGCAUUUUUGACUGUUUUAUUUGCACUGGUUCAUAGUAUAUAUGCAUAUAUAUAUACUGCAGAUUGUUUAUAUGGGCAUUGCUGUUAUCCCAGCCCUUCUGAACUCCACCUGCUCUUCACACGAAAACCAAUGGACAUUUGUCUCUUGUCAUUCUCAUGUAAUCCACUAUAUUUGCCAAUUUACUGUAUUUUGAGCCUAAAAUCUGAGCCCAUUUUGCAUCAACAGGCUUGCAUUUCCCCCAUUUCUGCCAGAAAACUAAGUACUGUAUUUUGUGCAUUUGUACAUUGUAUUGAAAUGUAUGUAGUGCUGUUCACAACACUGUCUCAAAGCGCUUUACUAAAUAGUUGGUGUAUCUACAUAUGUAUUUUUCUCCCAAUAUCAAGAAAUAUAAUGCAAAGAAACUAAUUUUUUGCAGAGUUAAAAUUGCACUGAAAAUAGUCAUGCUGGUAGGCAGUGUACCUAGUGGCUCAGGAGAAAAGGGGACGAUUAUAACAGAUCUCUGUGUAGCCAACCAGCUUUUAGGAGUCUCUCUCAUUGUUAGUGGGAUUCUAUUCAUUCAUCAGUGGGACUGCAGAUUCCUCACUGAAGUGUCCCAGUGUUCUCUGGCUGCUUCAUGCACUGAUCUUUCAGUUCCUUUGAAUAAACCUGCUGCAGGGAGGUCAAUAUAAUGAAACGAUUGGAACAAGAUGGUUUCCAAACAAAUCACUCCAUCUUUUAUUCUGUAACUUGUCAGUUUCCUCUUAGAAGAGCUCUAGCUAGAAGACCCUUUAUUAAAGGCCCAGGGUAGGCUUUUUACAUUAGAUUGAUUUUUUUAAAAUUGAAGGGGCUUUUUUAUAAAAACCUGCUUUACAAGGACUUUUUGUGAACUGGCAUUUUGAUGAAAAGCCCCUUUUUUAAAAAGAAAUAUGGCCUUUAACUCUUCUUUUUAAGACACUAUAUAGUUUCCUGUCUGAUUUGAAAGUUCUACUUACUUUGCUUGCUACUUCCACCAAAAACUUAAAAUAUAAAAAAAUCCAUUGGGGAAAUGGCUUCAAAAAUGUUUGCUCAGCAGGCCAGUGUAACUGGUUUUCAUGUGAAGAGAAGUUGAGAGUUUUAAUCUCUAUAUUCUUAGUUUUGCAAAUGUCUACAGAAGUGCCGAUACGUAUAUUUGUAUUACAAUAUCAAGUUACUGGCGUUGUGAGGGCCACACAUUUAUGAUACUGUAGCUGCUAUAUUUAUUUAAAUGGAGACGGACAAUUACUGCACUAGGAAAUGAGGAGAUGAGCAGGAACCAAGGCUUAGAGUUAGAUGCGGUAUCUCGUUUUUCAGAAGAAAAUUAACAGUGUGAAAUAUCAAGUGUAACAAAGGGUGCUGUCAUUUUAAUUGAGAUUAAAUAGCCAGAUAUUCUUCCUUUGUCUAAAGACUUAUAUAUAUUUUGAUGUUUGCAGUUUAGGGGGUGGGGGGAUAAAUGGUACCUCAUCUGUGGUGGCAGUUUCCUGUAUAUUUUCACAGGAGUAUAUGGAUUUUUUUAUUUUUGUACCUGCUCUCCUUUAAAGAAAAGUUUUCUCAAGUUUUAUGUGCUUUUUAGAGAGAUCUCGAGUGCACCACACAUUAUCCCUUUAUCUUUCCAGGAGCACUCUGUAUAUAGCCCAAACAGGGAUGUGGGCAAAGGCUGCCAGUUCCAUUUUGCGGAAACAUUGGCCUCAUUUGUGCAUACAUCUGUCUAAAACAGUGGUUUCCAAUCUUCUCAGACACUGUACCAGUUUACCAGACUAAGACCGUACCUUGUACUAACACGUGCCACUAACCUCUCAAACAAUGGGGGCAUACACUUGGACACCCAGCACAAAAUUUGUGGCGGGCAACCAAGGAUACUAGCCACGCACACCUGAAAUAACUAUACUGGUACAUGUACCAGUGUUUAGGAACCACUGUCCUAGAAACAGCAGUGCUUCUCUGAAGCUUAACAAAAGGGUUUUUGAUAAUGGCAAUUACUUUAAAUAUGUGAUCUAGUGAUUAGUGGAUCCAACGUUGGAAAGAGGUUGAGAAUUUUUAGUAGUUUGAAUUGUUAAACUCUUGCAGCAUCUGCUAACAGCACGACUGACAACUCCACUCAAACAAAGCAGCUUUGAUUUGUGGGGCACUUCCGCUGUGGCCAUUUUACUCAGGAUUGUUAGAUAGAUGGCUGUCAAAUGUUAGACCAUUUAAUUGAAAUUAUGCAAAGGUUAUCUCCCUAGGAUUCAUUUUGGGAUGGUUUUAGAAGGUAGUUUAGCCCUUGUAACAGCUGUCAAGUUGAAAUGGAUUCCUGAAGGCUGUCAGUCAAAUUCUUUCAAGAUGCCAUUGGUCCUAAAUUGUUUCCAUUUCUUUUUUGUGCAGAUACUUGUCCGAUCAAUGUUUAGGCACAGGACAUUAGAUGAAUAAUCAUGCUUUGUGCACAUCCUAGCUGCUUGUUUGUUUUCUACUAGGGCUCGAGUGCACAAUAGUGUGAAAUUGCCAAGCUCCAAUUUCUUCAGUUUCAAAAGGAUGAGGCCUUUCUGGAUUUACAUUUUACUCAAACCUUGAGACUUGUCUGCCUUUGAUAUGUUCUCAGUUUUGUGAACUGAUGGGAUAUAACCUUUCUCAAAGCACUUUUCAUAACAGAGGAAUCAAAGAAGCUCUGAUUAUGUGCAUUGAAACCAUAACUUUUCAUUUCCAAAUGGUCAUCUUGAAGUUUCUUUUCAUGCCAGACAAAUGCUCAGGCAGUUGCAGUGUUGUGGAGUAAAUGUGUCUGCCACUGGCCAGUUAAUUUUAUCAAAUAGAAAAUCCAUGUAGAUGUCAAAGGGACAAAUAUUCCUUGCUUACUUUCCUACCCAAAGAUAGUACUUGAAUCUGACAUUGUGUAUGGGAUACCAUUUGUGUUUUGGCACAUCUUUUAAUUAUAAAAACUUCACUUAGCCAAUUCACUCAGAUAUAUUAUUUUUGUAAAAAUGAAAAAGAUUAUUAAGGUUAAAGUGAGCGCUAAUCUCAGUGUUUUCUACUAGUAGAAAAUCUUCGUAACUUUACAGUAGUUGUCAGGUGUGAAUCUGAUGUGUACAGGACCCUAUGUUUUACCUAUCUAGCGGAGUCCCAAGAAUACAAUCACUAAAACACUGAGGUUUAAAAUUAGUUUGUGGCCUGAGCAGCCAAAGGCACCCAUGGGAAGCAGUGGGGGUGGAGGGUAGGUGAACGUUUGCAAAGAAGCAAACUAACAAAAGCAUCACUGUUACAGAAACUAAGGAUUUGGUGGAGAGACCCAUACCAAUCACCUUUCCAGCCAUGUGUCCCUGACUGUUAGAAUUCUGUCUGAGAUCCCCUCAUCCUAACAUGGGUAGUUUAUUGUAGUGUCUUGUUAAAGCAAAGAAGUUCCACUAUUAAAACUUGGAGCAAUUUUUAAUUUUUUUUAAAGCUAGACAGUCCUCAGAAAGUGCCUUUUCAGAAGAUGGUGCUGUAGAUUUUUAUGUUCAAAUUGUACAUGGCUGAAAAUUUGAGAAGAAUUAUUGAAAAUGCCAAGUGUUUGGUAUCAUUUUAUGUAACUUCGAGCAGCAGUUUCUGAGUCAGGACCAAGAAUAACCAAGGAAGGGUGUAUUCAGAAGGAGGGAAACGUAUUGAGGAACGAUCACCAAAUUCAGCUUGUAGGCUUGAAGUAGUUUGGAUUUUAUUUAAUGUAACUAACCACUUCCUAUUUUAGGAGGAUGCAUGGGGUGGGGUGGAGGAAAGGGGGAGAAAUAGCACAGGACACUUCAGGCAGUGGUGUAGUUAAUAAUAUUUAAAUAGGAUCAUAGAUGAUCAAAGGACAUGUCCUCAUUUUUGGAGAUGAAGCAGGUUGACAGAGAUGAAGUAAUAUUCUCUGGGGGCUUAUAAUGAGAUAGUAUAUCCUCCUGUGAGCAGACUUCACACAACCUGUAAUGUUUACAUGCCAAGUGAACUUCUGAUGACUUAAUAGGGACGUUUGAUAAUCUAAGUGGUGAACAUGUUUGGAUGAUUGUUGGCGCCCUGUUUUCACUGGGCUAGAAGAUGUUGUGGAGCCCCUGAUGACUUUGGUGAGCAUUCCUGCAGUCAGGAAGAGUUGUCGACUAGACUAAUAAACACUGCACCUCAGUAACCUUGUAAUGCUGCAUAAAGUAAUAAUAAUAGCAGCAAAGUUCUGCCUUGCUUGCACAGGCCUGCGAAAAUACACACACAACUUUCAUUUUUGUGAUGCCUUAAUAGCAGUUAAAAUACUUCUUUUUAAAGAAGAGGUUUGUCCUUUAUUGUGGUGUUUCCUUAUAUUUAUUGGUUAUUUGUGUGCAGCUUGUAGUUUCAUGUUUGGCCUAAAUGUUGCUUUAUAACACUUUUUUUUUUUUCAAGGAGGGAGUUGUUGCUAGGUGUCUUUUUCUUUGUGAAAUCAUAACUUUACUAAUGAUUGAGGAGAAACUGAAUGAAACGAAGUGAUCAGGACAUAAAACAGACUACGUCGGUAGCUGGAUUUGAUUUAGAAUUCUGACGUGCCCUUUUUCGUGUUCAGUUUUACUGUAAAUCCAGUACUAGUCUUUAAUAACAUGUAAAACGUAUUUCUAGAUCAUCUGAGAAUAAUGGUAUCUUGAUAUUAAGCAAGAUGUUUUCAAGAGUCAGAAACAUUAACAUGAGACUCCCAUUUCUACUGAUAAGUGACAGAUUUGCUGGAAUUGGUUUGUUCAGUAAGUCUACCAAUAUUUCUAGUCUGAUUAAGCAGUGUCAGCACCUGUAAUUUGGAAUUGCUCUCUUAAAUUCAAGUAAUUAGGCUAUUCAAAUUGUAAAGGGGGGAUAGUGAUCCUUCCUUGAACUUUUAGGUCUUUAGGGGAAAAAAGCACUGUCAGGUUAAUCCGUAAUUAAAAAUACUUAUUACUUAAUGUGGUUUAUAAAAAUGAAUUUUAAAGAUCUAAUUUAUUUUUCUCUGUUUUUUGCUCUCUUUUGCUUCUGAUUCAACUUAGACAAAGAAAUUAAUUAGUUUAUAGUAACUUUAUAGUCAGAGCAAUAUUGGCAUUUAAACUUUCCUCUGCAGUGAUUCAACCUAAACUCUUUUCUCUCUUAAAUCUGUAAUUCCUGAAGGCAUUUCUUGUUUAGGUUUUAUUAAAGUUUAUUCUACAAAACCUAAAUUCAGGACCAAAAUUACCUUACUUUUGUCUCGUUAGUAACAGCCAUACCUUUAUUUUACUGAUUGAAAAGGACCAAAAAUUCCUGUUCCAUUUUUUUUUUCAUGCAGAGGUAGACCCUGCAUCUUUUUUUCCAUUGCUCAUAGCCAAUUUCAUAUGACUUUUAACCAAUCCAGAAGUUGUUGAAAUCCAAUAAGAUUUCAGUUCUUGUCCUCUUUGCUUUCCAUACUUUUGUAGCCAUAUUUACAAAGUCUAAAGAGACUUAAUUUAAAUUUGGUGAUAUUGUUUUUAUUGGGCACAAGCUCUUAUUAAUCAGUCUUACCUGAAUUAAGAUGCACUGUGGCAUAUGUAUGUAAUUCCAGUAGAUCUGUAUUACUCAGCGGCAGGUGUGUGAUGUUUUAAAACAUCCAGUUUAAGUUUAAACUGAAAAAUGGCACAUGGUGCAGACCCUCUCAUGAAAUAUUUUCAGUAGGAAAAAUAAUCUUCUGCAUAUAUCUAGUUUUAAUUCAUCCUUCUUGCUGAGACUUGGUGAGUGAACAUUUUCUGGAAUAAAUUGUAUUGUUCCUAGUCUGUUGUGCUUGGGUGAAUGAUUAAACCAAACUGAAUUAUAUGUCAGGAAUCUGUCACUUUUCUUUCCUGUAUUACUGAAGUAGAGAACAGAUGGCAGUGAUGACAGUUGCAUCAAACCAACAACAGAGAGCUGUCAAAAGCAAUGCAAGGGGGAAAUUAGUGUUUAUAUUUAAAACAGCGUAAGCAAUGGAAAGCUAAGGUUUCUGCAAGAACGACAUGCAGCUCAGAACCUUGUGAACCUGUAUUUUCAUGUUUAGUUCACCAAAAGGAAAAGCCUCUUGCAUUUGAAUGUAAAAUUAUAAAGAACAACAUUUUUAUUUUGCUUUUACCUAAAUGCUGCUACUUUAAAUACUUAGUUAAAAUCCAAUACAUUGGUUCUAUUUGAAACCAAACAGCCAAAAGAUUUCAUGGGUAAGACCAUAAAAUUGAAUUACUGUUGUAGGUUGUUGGCCACAGUCUUCAGCAGCAUCCAGAGACAAAGCAGUCGCAGUGUUCAUCUUCCGUGGCAUUGCAACUGGUGUUGCUCAUGUUCAGCUUUUAACAUACCUUCCCUUUUCCCUAAAACAAACUCACUCGCCAUACUAUGCCUACAUGGAAUAUCCAUUUCUGUCUGCAACAAUCUUGUUACCCUUUGGAAAACAAGGGUUUAGUUAUUGGACUAGUGAGUGUUAAGGCAAUGAGUGACGGUUUGUGGUGAAGCAGCUGCUAAUAGAGUAACUCAGGAAGGGUUUAAACAGAAGUUAGUAGGGUAAGCUGCAUUCUGCUCUGGUUCUUGAGGGAAUUGAUAGGAAUCUCAAAAGGUGAUUUGAGCACACUUGAAACGUUUUGUCUUGCAGGAAUUAUUUGAGCUGAUAUUGAGAACCCAGCAGGCAUUUUGCCUUUUUCUGAUCAAGAACAGAAGCUGGAAGACAAUUUACACUUGCAGCCUUCCCAAAUAAUUGAUAUACUUUGGUUAAGAUUUUCAUGCGCUUAACUUAAAACUGAGAUCCUUCUUUCAUUUUCCUUAGCCCACUGUUACAAUGCUAAUAUUUUAAAAUGUUCAUGUCCCUUUUUUGUUAAGGAAUGUGCACUCUGAAUGAGAUUAUGCAUGAAUGUUACCCUUUCAGGUACCUUUUUGAACUAGUUUUUAAGGAGUAAUGAUAUCUAACAUGCAUAAUUCAGUAGAUUAGCACUUUCUUCUGCAAAAUUUAACCUAGAUGUUAGUCUCCCUUUCUGUGCCUAUUCAGAAUAGCCUCACCUGCCUUUACUUAAAAAUUGCCAUCCAGUGGUGUCUUCACUACUUACAGUGCAUCUGCACCAUUCACACAUUAGCUUGAUUUUUUUUUUUGGAGUCUGGCUGUUCUUUUUCCUGGCAACUGUGAGGGACAUUUAAGAAUGUGGUAUAAUGAAUGUAGGAAAGCAACGAACUGGUUUGAUUUAAGUGGAAUCCUUUUGGUGAAAAUUUGAUGUCACUGUUAUCUCUGCAAAAAUUAUUUUGCCAGCAGCAGAAGUUGGGUUGGUCUAUAUAAAGAAUUUUGUAAUGUCUUGGGUGUGAAAGAUUUUAGCAAAGUGACGUGAGAAGAAAAGUACCUUCACGUUUAUACCACGGUACUAAUAUAGAGCAGAUCUGUGUAUGCUACAUAGUGUGCACUUACCUGUGCCUGUUUCACCAUUGAGUUCUGGAUGCUGGUUUUUAGAGUUGAAGCUGCUGUGAAGGUAGAUUUUCAGAAUGCAGAGGGAAAGUUUCAGAUGGACCAUACUGAAACAAUUUUGAGACGGUGGCAUGGCACUCCAGAAUUCAAAUUCUUGCUGUGACAUGAACUCCCUCUGUGUCUCUGGGUUUGUCACUCUGCCUCAGUUUCACCAUCUAUAAAAUGUGGAUAAUACCUCACACUGUUUUGUGAGGACUAAGUAUACAUGUUUUGAAGAUAAGUAAUGCUGUAGAAGUACUAAAUUAUUAAUACACAUAAAUUGAGGCAUCUUUUGUAAAUUUUCAUCUCCAUUUAUCAGUCCUGUAUUUUGUUUAACGUUUCUCCCAUCUCCCUGCUCUAGGGGUCAUGCCAUGGACCCGAGCUGUGGUCUUUGCGCACACUUCUUAUCUGCUUUGGGAGUUACCCAUUGGGAAAGGCAGCAGUACUGGUCUAUAAUACUGACUUUGUAGUUGGCAUUUUUCUGAGAACAGGUUUGUUUUUUGUUGCAAGGUGGUCAGUAAGAGGGAAAAGUCUAUGUAAACACAGAUUUGCAAGUAUAGCAAUUAAAAUAUAGAAUUAUUGGCCAGUAAACAUGGUUUUUGCCUACAUUUCCCCAACUGUGGAAGUCUCUUUAAAAAAUAAGUAAAUAAAUAAAUAAAUCUGUUCAAACAUCCAGUUCUUUACAACAGAAAAUACAGGUUGUACAAGGUUCUGUUCAUUUUGGCAUAUCAGCCAGUUAGUUUUCCAUUGGAGAGGUGGAUAGUGCCAGAUUUGAAAAAGGGUUUUGAAAUUCUGUGGUCACGUGGUAAAUUAAAAACGUGGAAAGAUUAGGGCUGCUGUGCCAGGCAAGUAAAGUGACGUUGAAAGAUUUCAUUAAGUGAUAGGAAGGCUAUUAGAAGGAAGACAGUUUAGCCUUUUGAUGUCAGGUAAUUUGGCCGAAUGUUGGCUUCAUUGGGCUGUUCUGUGUUGUGGACCCUAAUAUGACGCUUUCCACCUUGGUUGUAGGCUUUACAGUGUUUUGGACACAGUUUGUGCUAAUGAGGAAAGUGUACGCGUUUCUCCAAGUGAAGCUUUGCAGCGUUGACUCUGGCUUUGUUAAAUGUUUACCUGAAGAUAAGUGCUCCAUCUUAAAAUAUUACAUUUCAGCUCAGUUCUGCAGACGGUAACCAUUUUAAAUGUAUAGCCUCUGGGUACAGUAACUGUACUGAUAAAAACCAAUCUUCUGUUGCUGGCAUUCACUGAGCAGGGUUCUCCCAUAUGAUUAGCUGUACUGACUUACAGUAAUUUGGCUCUCUUGUUUCACAUGUCAGGUGAAAAAUGACUUGUGGGCUCACAGGGUGUAGAUUCAUUUGACAGGGAGAUUCUUAUUUCCCUUGGUGUGAACAGUUAGGCUUUCCAGCAUGGACUGCUCAUGGAUAAAUAGCAUUGGCAUUCUGUGUGGGAAAGUGGUGACUGCUCAGUACCACAGGGCUAUGGGAGUGGUUGGCAUAGCUGUGAGCAUUGUCUAUCAGGCAUUACUUCAAAGGUUUCACUGUAAUAUGUAGUCAUUGGCAGUCUAUACUUGGAGCUGGGGGUGUGAUUCUCAGUUUGAGGUGACACGUUUGUGCUAACUCUCAUUGAGCUAGUGCACUCAAAAUAGUAGUGUAGCAUUGAUAGUACGAGUAGCAGCAUGAGCUAGUUGCCCAGAGUACAAACCUGCUUGACCCUAGGGCUAUGUGCUAUUUUUCACAUGCUAGCUCAAUGACCGUGAGCAUGAUUAUGCCUACUUGAGCUAGGAAUCAGUCUCUCCUGUCCCUUGCCCCCCAGCUCCAUGUGUAGAGAUCAGUUAUGGGCCAAUAUAGCUAUUAACAUGUCUUCAGAGAAUGGCAAACUGUGGCAUAGUGUGCACCUUGAAGAUUAUUACUAAUCAACACGUUUAGGUAUAAGACUACUGGAAGCAGUGGUGUGUAUAUAUAAAUGUUACAUGUCUAUAAUACUGUGUACUUAAAUCAAGAGAAUAUUUGUGCUACUUGGAAUUCCUUUUUGGAAUAAAGGGUGGUUGUUUUUUAACAGACCUUUCCAGUGGUUUGGAAUUCUCUUGCACAUUUGUGUCAUACACACUCUUCCUCUUUCUGAUUUGCUGUUAACUGCUCCCUUCUGUUUUGGUGCUACCAUUGCUUUAUGCAAGAAAUAGAAUGUGUUCUAACCACAAAGACAAUGCCUAUUUUUAAAAGAAAAGAGGGGUUAUCUCAAGAAAAGAACAGAGUUGCGAUUUGAAACAUUGCACAAAAUAGAUUGUAGGCGGAUGACAAAUGCAUUGGUAAAAGCUUUUUUAUUUUUACUUUUUAACCAUCUUGACCGUGUGUGCCUAUUUGUAUUGCGGAUGUGGGCUGCAACUAUUUGGGGUGGGAGGGAGUUGAUAUGUGUUAGUAUGGUUUGAAAUGUAAUGCUAACCAGAAGCAGUGUCCCCGACCCCUCUCCUUUUUCCAAACAAACUGUUCUUGCCAAAAUUUUCUACCUAUCACAACUUUCACUUUUUUUUCCAGCACAGUAAAAUAUCAUGACGUAACUUCUGUCCCACUAUUACUUCCCUCUGUUAGCCGCCUGUAAUCUCUCUGGAAUGGUAUAGAAUAUACAUAAAGUCAUUAGAUCUUUCUUUUGGCUUUAAAAAAAUAAAAUCAAGUUGAGUAUAUUGUAAACCUACCGUAAUCAUUUGAAGACUAAAUUUUGUUUUGAAAUGCAUGUAAUGUACUAUUUAACCUUAUUUUAAUACUUGCAUUAUUUUAGUUUUUUUCCAAAACGUCUGUGAAAAUGAAUGGAGGUUGCAGUGCAGGUCUGAAUCUGAAAGGACAUAUAGGACCAGAUGAUAUCUUGAGGGCAUACUAAACAUGACUGCCAAACAUUUGUCAGAAUGUGAUUUUACUUUCAGACUCCUCUGACUUUUUAUGUAGUGCUAUUCAGUGAAAAAUAGCUGGAAUUAUAAGACAUCCUUAAUUUGAUAUAAAAUUGAAAUGUGCGUAAAUUGGCAAUUUAAAUAAUUUCUCCACAAACUAAUAAAAUGGUAUGGGGGUAUGGUGAUAUCAGAGUUUUUUGGCACUGUUUAUGCAUGUGCUGAAUAGCCAGUUAUGUAUUAUGGUGUCAGCUGAAGGCUCAGAAUAAGAGGUGAACAGAAAGCAAGCAAGAUUCUGAAAGUAAAAUGCUUGUGUGCAGAUUUUUAGUGGUGAAUGUUGUACCUUCGGUUAAAUCAUUGUCUUUUGCAGAAAUGUAUUAUGUCUGUGGUUGAGAUUAAAAGGACAAGUUUUUGAUUUUUAUUUAACCUUCUGCCGCUCACCAUACUUGCAUUGUGAAAUUCAGUCAUGGAACUCUUUCUGAGCCAAAACUGUCACCAAAGUUUUCUGUGACAGGUUCCACUCCUCUCUCUCUGCCAUUCUCUAUACUGGAAGGACUCUAUGUUGUGUUUGUUUUUACCUUUUUAAAAUUUUUUUAUUGGUUUUAGUGUCGCUUUGCUUCAGUUUGAAGUGUAACUUUCACUAAUAACUGCAAUAAAAAAAAAGCUUUGCUCCAAA